AUGAAUAUUGUCGACAAAGUCGACAACAACAUUAAAGAUGAGAUUCGAGGUAUGGAGUCGCCUGAUAUUUCAUGUAAAGGGUUAAAAACGUUGGAUGAAACGAUAACAUGCGUAGAAGCUGCUUCGAAGACAUCUCUUAACAAAGCCAGAUGGAAGGCCGAACAGGCUCUUUGUAUUCUAUCUGAGGCAAGAAUUGAAGAUGAACGCAAAAGAAACCUACUGCUGGAUGAAUUUUCCAAAGCUGAAGAUUUUUUGAGGCAACUGAAUGAGAAACGCUCACUGCCUUUGCUGCAAGUGAAUAUAACCACAAUUUUAGAGGAGAUGACGCAACAUAUGAGCCAACUCAGUCAGAAGGAAUACUAUAUUCUUGUUGCAGGCGAGGCAAGUGCCGGGAAAAGCAGCCUGAUAAAUCUCAUUCUGGAAGAGAGGCUUCUUCCAUCUUCCUCACUCAGCACAACUUCCACGUUAUGUGAACUGAAGUACGGUGAGGAAAGAAGAAUUGUGGCGCACCUCAAAGACACAGAUUCGAAAACAGGCCUAACAUCGACCAUGUUUCUUGAGAAUCCAACAGAAUCUUCAGGGAAAAGCUAUCUCCAGCAGAUCUCACCUUAUGUCCAAGUGAAGGGUGCAGACCGUGGGAAAGGUACAAUUUACAAAAAGGUUGAAAUCUUCUGGCCUCAUCAAUUGUUGAAGAAAGGUGUCACAAUCAUUGAUAGUCCUGGGGUUGGAGAAUCGGAAGUCAUGGACGAGGUAGUGACAGAGUAUCUUCCUCAAGCCUUUGGAUUUAUUUAUGUCAUCAACAGCGCAAACGCUGGAGGGGUUCAGAAAGACAGGCUUGUAUAUUUGCUGAGCGAACUGGGCAAGAUAUCGCGCGAAAGACGAGAGGAGUUUCCCUCCAAAUGUGCUUUGUUUGUUUGCAACAAAUGGGACCAAAUUCCAGAGGACGAAGCCGACGUUGUUAAGGCACACAUAGAGAUCAAGUUAACAGAGUGGUGGCCUGAUCUUAUUCCUGAAUCCCAGAUCACCUACAUGUCAGUAAAAAACGCUCUAUAUGCUCAGAGCCGCGGGGAGAUUAAAGCCGACCUCAUUACCCUGAUGAAUGGAAUCCGCAUUUUUGUUCUGAAAUGCAUCGAGCAAAGGUUGGGAAUUCACUGGAGCUGGCUUGAUUUUGUAUUUUACCAACUAAUUUGUCAAACAAAGAUGAUUACGAUGAACGCCGGUAGAGAUCGUAAAAAAGUCACGAACAACAUGACCACCAUACUUCAUCGUCUGGAAGUGCUUGAGAGACAACAAACCCAACUUAUUGAUAGGAUUCGCAUAGGUAUGACAGCCCGCGCCAACGAGGUCGAAACAAAGCUCUGCGAAUUUCUCAAUUCAGAGGAUUUGCGAAGACAAUUCAUCUAUCAAUUUUCCGGAUCUGCUCCAUCCAUAAGUGAGCUAGACGAAGAACUGCAAGUAAUUUUGCAACAGUGGGAAGAUAAAAAUCAUGUAUUUGCAAAUGCUUUUAGCUUGCCUCUUCAACGAUUUUUGGAGCAACACAAUUUAGCAAAAAUGCAAAUCCUGAAUCUUCAACGUGACAUCUCGGAAGGCGAAGUCUCAAUGGCCACUCCAAUUUACCCACACUGUAAGUUUAGUGCUUCCGUGGUCUUCAUUCUUGAUCUCUUUGUUGAGAGGCUUGGAAUACACGGGGGUAUGUCAGGAUAUUUGGUUGAACUCGAUCCCAUUACGGGUAAAAUGAUGAGGUUUAGUACUCCUCCUUUAAGGAUGAAAGAGAGCUUUCUUCAGUGUGUUAUAAAUGGAGAUGCAGCCAAGUCUAUGGUAAAUGAAAUGCUCAAAAAGCACCUGAAACGUUUGGAACAAAUUGGAAGUCAGGUUCCACAGAUGAUUCAGGCCAACAGAAAGUUAUGUGAAGAACUCCGUAACAACAAGCAAUCACACAAAGAGAUUAUAGAAUUGUACGAGUCAAUUAAGAACAGUGCUUUUGCUAUUAGAGGACACCUAGCAGAAUUUGGGCUGAGAGAGGCUUGUGCCCACUGCAAUGAAGAGUUGCAGUGGAAGGAUGAUCCAUCUUCCAUUCUUGGGCGUGGUACGUUUGCCUAUGUGUACAAAGGAAAGAUGAGAAGACAUGGAUGCGAGCAAAAAGUAGCUGUGAAGGUUUGCCGCAAACCUUUAGACGUCGAGAAUGCAAGUCUCAUAGUUGAAGAGAUGACCCUUUUGAGAAAAUUAGAUCACCCUUAUAUUGUCAAGUUUUUUGGGACUGCACUCUUGAAAAAAGAGGACGAGGUAAGGGUGAUCUUUGUGAUGGAAAGGUGCACAGAAAGCCUCAAAGAUCACAUCUUCAAGCACCGAGAAUCCGUCCCGGGUAUAUCCGGAAAAACAGCAUACCUUAGAGUUUGUCGUUGGGCGAAAGAAAUCACCGCUGGUCUUCACUUUAUGCACGAAGUAGGCAUUAUCCACAGAGACCUCAAACUAGAAAACAUCUUGCUGUCGGAGGAGGAUUCCGUGAGAAUAGGUGAUGUCGGCGUUUCUAAGGAAGCAAGUAAAAUCACCGGUACUGUUAUGGGAUCUUUUUUGUACAUGGCUCCUGAAGUGUUCCAUUCCAAACUUUAUGACUACAAAGCAGACAUCUACAGUUUUGGAAUAAUACUUUGGGAGAUGUGGUUCGGACGACGAGCAUUUGCCGAAGUUGAUGCGCCAAAUAACCAACAUUUCUUCAGCUUGGUUGAUGAUGGACGUCGUCCAAAAGAUAUUAUGGAAUUGAAGAAGCCACCACGCCGCUGGAAAGAACUUAUGAAGAGAUGCUGGGAUGGAGACCCAGAUAAACGUCCCACAGCUGAGAGUUGUGAGCGAGAAAUAACUGAACUCUGCGAUGAAUGGUCUGGUCAUUAG
Molecule: messenger RNA, 2889 nt
Organism: Pocillopora verrucosa
Lineage: Eukaryota; Metazoa; Cnidaria; Anthozoa; Scleractinia; Pocilloporidae
Source: RefSeq, a predicted model, not a curated record